GAUGUUAUCAAGGAGGAGAACCUGAGAGAUGACCUGAGGUACUACUUCAUGAGUCCAUGUGAGAAAUACAGGGCCCGACGACAAAUACCCUGGAAACUGGGAGUUCAGAUCCUGAAAAUCAUCAUGAUCACCACACAACUCAUCCUGUUUGGCCUCAACAACCAGCUGGUGGUGUCCUACAAGGAAGAGAACGCCAUGACCCUCAAAAACCUUUUCCUGAAGGACUACCCUGGGGUGGACGAGGAUGACUACAGUGUCGCUGUCUACACCCAACACAGUGUCUAUAACAGCCUGUUUUAUAUCCUGGAUCAGCCAGCUGGGCCGGCUCACUACGGGUCCCAUCAGUUACGCUGAGGAUGAACACGGCCAGUUGCUGCCCCUCGUCAUCUGUAAAGAGUACUACAAAAGAGGCAGCGUGGAGCCCUCAGAUGAGUCCUACGACAUAGAUGCCCAGCUAGAGACAGUUUGUAUGUCACAUGACCCAAAGACUGCAAACCUGUGGAGAACCCAAAAUUCAUCCUUUUUUGAUCUGGACUUUUACAGGCUUGUCGACAUCAAAAUAUCCUUCCAGCUGAAGGGAGUCAACCUCCAGACAGUACGCUCACGGGAGUUACCUGACUGCUACUCUUUCUAUGUCACGAUAACAUUUGACAAUCAGUGUCACAGUGGAAAGGUGAAAAUAUUCCUGGACAUGGAUGCUCAAAGCAGUGCAUGCAGAGACUGGAAGAUAUCUGGGACGGCUCAGAAGAACACACACUAUCUCCUGAUAUUUGACGGCUUCGUCAUUCUGAUUUGCCUCACGUCAGCUGUGCUGUGCACCCGCUCCAUCGUACUGGCUGUCAGGUUACUGCAGAGAUUCUCCCGAUUCUUCCAUGAGAACUACAAUCGUAAAGUGUGUGAGGACGAUCAGAGGGAGUUUCUGAACGGCUGGUAUGUGCUGGUCAUCGUCAGCGACUUCAUGGCCAUAAUUGGAUCCAUAUUGAAGAUGGAAAUACAAGCAAAGAGUCUGACCAGUUACGACGUGUGCAGUAUCUUCCUGGGAACAUCUACGUUACUGGUGUGGGUUGGUGUGAUCAGGUACCUGGGAUACUUCCAGAAAUACAAUGUACUGAUUUUAACCAUGAAAGCAGCCUUCCCCAAGGUCCUCCGCUUCUGCUGCUGUGCUGGCAUGAUCUACCUUGGCUACACCUUCUGUGGGUGGAUUGUACUGGGCCCGUACCAUGAGAAGUUUGAGGGCCUGAGUCGUGUGGCGGAGUGCCUGUUCUCCCUGUUGAACGGUGACGACAUGUUCACCACCUUCGCCCAGCUGAAGGACAAAAACACGUUGGUGUGGCUCUUCAGCCGGGCGUACCUCUACUCCUUCAUCUCCCUCUUCAUUUACAUGGUGCUGUCGCUCUUCAUCGCUCUCAUCACAGACGCCUACGAGACCAUCAAGAACUACCAGAGGGAUGGAUUCCCUUUGACGGACCUGCAGAAGUUCCUCAGAGAGCAGAAAGAUUUUCCUGUUGUAGAGGAGAACGGUCAGACAGACGUUCACGUCAGACACUCUGUGCUCUGCUGCUGCCAACGAGUUCCAGAAAAUGACGACAUCAUACUGAUCAGCUGACAGCUGUCCCAUCUCCAGAUGAGACGGUUAAGGGAGGCGGAGGAGGAUGCUGGGAACAGGAUUUCAUGGGUCUGAUGCAGACUUCAGAUACCCUGAUGCAGAAUCCUGGAACAUGUAGAGAUAUAUGUUCCAGGAAUAGGAUUCUGUGAAGUGAAACGUGAAAGACCAAACAAGUUUCCUCUAUUGAACAUGAUACUGGAGCUCAAGCUCAAAAAUUGGAACUGGGACCAGGACCAAGAGGUUUCACAUGUUGUUUACCUGUAUCUGGUGGAGUUCAGGAUAUUGACAAAGAAUUUACUGCGCCUUUUUCAGGCGUGCUUAUGUGUUAGUUGCCAAAGAACUGGAUUCAGUGCUGUUUUGCACUUGUCUCUUUACUGGGUUUCUAAACCUGACUAAACACUGGGUCUGUGCAGUGUCAUGCAGUGCUAGAUUUGAAUUAUUUGUCAAGUGUUGUAGUAAAUAUUGCAGUAAAACCAAUGUUAUUUAUAUGUCCAUUGUUAAGAGUAUGUUUCCCCUGUUUGCUGUGUUUGCGUGUGUGCUCAUUGAGUUAGACAGCAAAUCACAAGUAAGCAGUCAGAACUACAGACAAUCGGAUUAUUUACAUGGUCAGUCUCUUAUCAGCAGUGGUGGGGGACAUGAUAUAAAAUGUUAGUGAUGUUACAGUACAACAAAUUUCUUCUGUGCUCAGAAAAACACUACCUUCCAAAGAGUUCUUGAACUUUAAUAACACUUCCACAGCUGAGCUGAUACUGAGAAAAAGGGGAUUUUUUUAAAAUGACUACACCAGAACUAGAGUAUGAGUCAACUUUAUCAUUAAAUCUACCAGCAAGUUAAGAUGUUGAAACAAGCAGGGGCACGACUUCUCACUUGGAGUGUGCCUACUUGAGUUCAACUAUUACAAGACCUCUUUUGCUCCGUGGGCUGCCUGUUUAUAAUGUCAUCCAAACGAUCUUUUGAUUCAUUUCAUUAUGGACGUGUUAAAAUGUCUGUGGAUAGAAGUAUUUACAUCGAACAUGUUAACGAACUGGAAAGUCUCCCCAUAGUGUUUUUCCUAUGUGGCAGUACUUCACUCACAGUAGUAAUAUCUCAUGUCAAACUGAGACUUUAGUUCGAGUCAAAACAGAGACCACAACAAAUUGAAUCCUUUUCAAAAGGAUAAUCCCUCUGAAGAUUUCCUCUUAACUAAUCCGCGUGUUUAGUUUGGGUCAGAAAACGUAACGUGUUACUUUUAAUCAACAUGCGUUAAUAACAAAUGUCUGUAUGUGUGUGUGUUGCCUGAAACCAAACAUUCAUAUUUGUGGGAAGUAGGAGUAAGCACUGCACUGAAGUGGACACAGCAUAAAAAUUGCAGAGAAGUCCCUCCAAACACGUGACUCAUAUUAAAUAAGAUUCCACCCAUUUUGUGAAUUCACAUUAUUUUUGUGCACCAGGCGCACGCCAGUGUGUUGCUGAACUUCCACUACACUUUAGUAAAAGAAGAAAUCUGAGAAAACUUGAGUUGUAAAGUGACUUCAUAAUAACAUGUCCAAUGCUGAGUUAGCAGCAGAGUAAAGCAGGCACCUGCUCAUGCAGGGCCUCAGACCCCCAGGGGUCCUCAGGUUACCUGAAACUGGUCCACCGCACAGAAGCUGUCUGGGUAUACUGUUAGAGUGGAAAUAAAGUGGUACCAGAGAUUAUUUCAGUGAAGUGGGAACAGACUGUCUCACCUGUCUUCUUAAUGACAUACUUAA
Molecule: messenger RNA, 3336 nt
Organism: Toxotes jaculatrix (banded archerfish)
Lineage: Eukaryota; Metazoa; Chordata; Actinopteri; Toxotidae
Gene: mcoln2
Product: mucolipin TRP cation channel 2
Exons: 13
Coding region: 245-1606 (453 amino acids)
Cellular component (GO): membrane
Molecular function (GO): NAADP-sensitive calcium-release channel activity
Source: RefSeq, a predicted model, not a curated record